Messenger RNA from Macrobrachium nipponense, 1518 nucleotides. Its product is annotated as pneumococcal serine-rich repeat protein-like. The record is from RefSeq and is a predicted model, not a curated record. The transcript has a single exon. NCBI's taxonomy places the organism in Eukaryota, Metazoa, Arthropoda, Malacostraca, Decapoda, Palaemonidae. The coding region runs from base 1 to 1518 and encodes 505 amino acids.
AUGUUCAUCAGACCAUGCUUGCCAAAUGUACAAUCAGCCACUGCUUGCAGUAUUCAUUCUGCCACUCCUUGCAAUGUCAUUCAGCCACGCUUGCAGUGUUCAUUCUCCACUGCUGCACGUCAUCUGGCCACUGCUUGCACUGUUCAUUCUUCCACGGCUGUAGUGUUCAUUCUGCACGCUUGCAAUGUUCAUUCUGCAACGCUUACAGUGUUCAUUCUCCACUGCAUGCAAUGUUCAUUCUGCCCUGCUGCAAUGUUCAUUUUCCACUGCUUGGAGUGUCAUUUGCACUGCUUGCAAUGUCAUUCUUACACUGCUUGUAGUGUUCAUUCUGCCACGGCUUGCAGUGUUCAUUCUGCAACUGCUUACAGUGUUCAUUCUGCCACUGCUUGCAAUGUUCAUUCUGCCACUGCUUGCAAUGUUCAUUCAGCCACUGCUUGCAGUGUUCAUUCUGCCACUGCUUCUAGUGUUCAUUCUGCCACUGCUUGCAAUGUUCAUUCUGCCACUGCUUGCAGUGUUCAUUCUGCCACUGCUUGCAGUGUUCAUUCUGCCACUGCUUGCAAUGUUCAAUCUUCCACUGCUUGCAGUGUUCAUUCUGCCACUGCUUGCAAUGUUCAUUCAGCCACUGCUUGCAAUGUUCAUUCAGCCACUGCUUGCAGUGUUCAUUCUGCCACUGCUUGCAAUGUUCAUUCUGCAACUGCUUACAGUGUUCAUUCUGCCACUGCUUGCAAUGUUCAUUCUGCCACUGCUUGCAAUGUUCAUUCUUCCACUGCUUGUAGUGUUCAUUCUGCCACUGCUUGCAAUGUUCAUUCUUCCACUGCUUGUAGUGUUCAUUCUGCCACUGCUUGCAAUGUUCAUUCUGCAACUGCUUCUAGUGUUCAUUCUGCCACUGCUUGUAGUGUUCAUUCUGCCACUGCUUGCAAUGUUCAUUCUGCAACUGCUUCUAGUGUUCAUUCUGCCACUGCUUGUAGUGUUCAUUCUGCCACUGCUUGCAAUGUUCAUUCUGCAACUGCUUCUAGUGUUCAUUCUGCCACUGCUUGCAGUGUUCAUUCUGCCACUGCUCGCAGUGUUCAUUCUGCAACUGCUUCUAGUGUUCAUUCUGCCACUGCUUGUAGUGUUCAUUCUGCCACUGCUUGCAAUGUUCAUCCUGCAAUUGCUUCUAAUGAUCAUUCUGCCACUGCUUACAGUGUUCAUUCUGCCACUGCUUACAGUGUUCAUUCUGCCACUGCUUGCAGUGUUCAUUCUGGCAGUGCUUCUAAUGUACAUUCUGCCACUGCUUGCAUUGUUCAUUCAGCCACUUGCAGUGUUCAUUCUGCCACUGCUUGCAGUGUUCAUUCUGCCACUGUUUCUAGUGUUCAUUCUGCCACUGCUUGCAAUGUUCAUUCAGCCACUGCUUCUAGUGUUCAUUCUGCAACUGCUUGUAGUGUUCAUUCUGCCACUGCUUGCAGUGUUCAUUCUGCCACUGCUUGUAGUGUUCAUUCUGCCACUGCUUGCAAUGUUCAUUCUGCAACUGCGUUCUAA